This is a messenger RNA of Nannospalax galili (Upper Galilee mountains blind mole rat), 1890 nucleotides long. RefSeq names its product collagen and calcium binding EGF domains 1 (gene Ccbe1). Bases 356 to 1582 code for a protein of 408 amino acids. The record is from RefSeq and is a predicted model, not a curated record. Gene Ontology annotation, molecular function: calcium ion binding. The transcript has 11 exons. NCBI's taxonomy places the organism in Eukaryota, Metazoa, Chordata, Mammalia, Rodentia, Spalacidae.
GUGCAGAAAUGCAAACGAACGAGCGCCUGCUUCCUCAUCCUUCCCUUCUCUCUCAGAGGAGGAAGAGGGAAGAGCGGAGGGCGCCACCCCAAGUCAAGUCCAGACAGUUUGGGACUGCGGUGUGAAUGUCUGGAAGAGACUCCCGGGACUGAGCUUCCUCGAGCUUGCCGGGCACGCAGGUUCUCCUUUGACGAGCUUGACUCGCAGCGGGAUCCCGCAGUCUUCGUGCGGCGCAGGUGGUGCAAACGCCCCUGCUCUCUCGCGCCCCCUGCUGGCAAAAGGGAAGGCGGCGGCGGAGCCGCAGGGCACAGGGCAGGGACCGAGCGCCGGCUCUGGGAAGAAGAGAGCGUCCCUGAUGGUGCCGCGGCCUCCUCCGAGUCGGGGAGGAGCGGCCAGGGGGCAGCUGGGCAGGAGCCUGGGGCCGCUGCUGCUGCUCCUGGCGCUGGGACACACGUGGACCUACCGAGAGGAGCCCGAGGACCGCGACAGAGAAGUCUGUUCAGAAAACAAGAUCGCGACGACCAAAUACCCGUGUCUGAAGUCUUCAGGGGAGUUGACCACGUGCUUCAGGAAAAAAUGCUGCAAAGGAUAUAAAUUUGUUCUUGGACAAUGUAUCCCAGAAGAUUACGACAUUUGUGCCCAGGCUCCCUGUGAACAGCAGUGCACAGAUAACUUUGGCCGAGUGCUGUGUACAUGUUACCCAGGAUACAGAUAUGACCGGGAGAGACACCAGAAGCGGGAGAAGCCAUACUGCCUGGAUAUUGAUGAGUGUGCCACAAGCAACACAACACUAUGUGCACACAUCUGUGUCAACACCGUGGGCAGCUACCACUGUGAGUGCCGGGAAGGCUACGUCCUGGAGGAUAAUGGGAGGACCUGCACAAGGGGAGACAGACACCCCAACAACACUGGGCAUGAGGAGAAGUCUGAGAAUGCAAUGAGAGCAGGGACUUGCUGUGCCACAUGCAAGGAGUUCCACCAGAUGAAGCAGACGGUGCUGCAGCUGAAACAGAAGAUUGCUCUGCUUCCCAACAAUGCUGCUGAACUGGGCAAAUAUGCCAAUGGUGACAAGGUACUGGCUUCAAACACCUACCUUCCAGGACCUCCUGGCCUGCCUGGGGGGCAGGGCCCACCUGGCUCACCAGGACCCAAGGGGAGCCCUGGCUUUCCAGGUAUGCCAGGCCCUCCUGGACAGCCUGGCCCACGGGGUUCAAUGGGACCCAUGGGACCAUCCCCUGACCUGUCCCAUAUUAAGCAAGGCCGGAGGGGCCCUGUGGGCCCACCAGGGGCACCAGGAAGACAUGGCGCUAAGGGGGAGAGAGGAGCACCUGGGCCCCGAGGAUCUCCGGGACCCCCGGGUUCUUUCGACUUUCUGCUGCUGAUGCUGGCUGACAUCCGCAAUGACAUCAUAGAGCUGCAGGAGAAGGUGUUCGGGCACCGGACUCACUCUUCAACAGAGGAAUUCCCUCUACCUCAGGAAUUUUCCAGCUACCCAGAGAGUCUGGACUUUGGCUCUGGAGAUGAUUACCCGAGAAGAACUGAGGCCAGAGACUUGGGGGUCCCCAGAGCCUUUCAUCCAUAGCACAUCCCAUAUCUUCAUGCAACACAAGAAAAGUGUGUCUUCACAUGUAGCCAUAGCGUCUGAAGAGAAAAAAACCACUGGAGACCUAAGGAUGUGAUGGGUUAGCAUGCUAUUUACAUCCCGACUUUUCUUUUCUUUUUUUUUUUUUUUUUUUUUUCAGGAACUCGUGAAUUUCUGAGUUAAGUACUCCCAAAGCAUCUUAAGAUUGAAAAGUACCAAAAAGGGAGAAAUGGCAACGUGAGCUCUUGGAAAAUGUGAGGUCCCUUCUAAAAAUAAUUUUGCUCAAAAUAGAUUGUAUUCUUCAUCUG